CCAGUUUUCUUGGUUUUCCGAUUAACUGAAUUAGGUCUUUGAUUCAAUUCUUUGAAGUGUUCAUUAUCUAAUUCAGUAUGUACUGAUGAUUGUUCAAAUCAUUCGUACUAUAAUCUUAGGAAUGUUCAAUUUGCUAAGAUGUUGAGAAAUUAGGGCAGGGCAAUGUCUUCGAUAAUGCAAGUCAGGUUGAGGCAAUACAGCAGGUUGGUGUUGUGAUAACUGAUAUUUGCUGUUGGUCGUGAACAGAUAGCCGAUUAAGAUAAGAUCAUAUCUGCUGUCAAACUAGCUGGUAAUGUUAAGCUCAUCGUAACAACUCCGAUCGGGUUUCAUUCAUUUCAAUGGCUCAGAAUCUCAAGGUUCUCGUCAUAGGAGCUACUGGUUACAUCGGAAAGUUCGUAGUAGAAGCCAGUGCCCAAGCAGGUCAUCCAACUUUUGCAUUGGUCCGCCAAUCUACGCUCGCCGACUCCGCCAAGUCUUCUAUCAUCCAUAAUUUCAGGAACUUAGGUGUCAAUUUCGUCUUCGGUGAUAUCUUCGACAAUGAGAGUUUGGUUAGGGCAAUACAGCAGGUUGAUGUGGUGAUAUCCACCGUUGGUCGUGGUUUGUUAUCCCAUCAAGAAAAGAUCAUAUCUGCUAUCAAACAAGCUGGUAAUGUUAAGAGAUUUCUUCCCUCUGAGUUUGGCAAUGAUGUGGAUCGUGUUCACGCCGUGGAGCCAGCAAAGUCGAUGUUUGCCAGUAAGGUUGAAAUUCGUAGGGCUGUUGAGGCAGAGGGAAUCCCCCAUACAUUUGUAGUUAGCAAUUUCUUCGAUGGUUACUAUCUUCGCAACUUCUCUCAGCCAGGAGCUACCGAACCACCUAGAGACAAAAUCAAAAUCUUUGGAGAUGGAAAUCUCAAAGUAAUUUACAACAAGGAAGAAGACAUUGGGACAUACACCAUCCGAGCCAUAGAUGAUCCAAGAACCUUCAACAAGAUCUUGUACAUUAGACCUCCAGCCAACAUCUACUCGACGAACGAGCUAGUCUCACUAUGGGAGAAAAAAAUUGGCAGGAUUCUUGAAAGAACCUAUGUCUCAGAGGAGGAGCUUGUGAAGAACAUCCAAGAGACUCCAGUUCCACUUAGUACAGCAUUAGCAAUUAGUCAUAGUGCUUUUGUGAAGGGAGAUCAUACCAACUUUGAGAUUGAACCAUCAAUUGGAGUGGAAGCUUCAGAGCUGUACCCAAAUGUUCAUUACACAACUGUAGAAGACUACCUCAAUCAAUUUGUUUAGAAAGCAAACAGCCAAUUUCAUCUUUGCUUUGUUUGGAUCUGUGUCCCAAUACUUGUAUGAUGCAAAAAGAAAAAAAAACGGGAUUAAAAAUCACAUUUUUAGUCCUAUACUUGUAUAGAAACAACAAUUUGAUUUCUAAACAUUGGCUUUGUAACAAUUUACUCUCUAUACUUUUAAUUUUAUAACAACUUAAUCUUUGUACUUUUAAA
This is a messenger RNA of Cucumis sativus (cucumber), 1474 nucleotides long. RefSeq names its product phenylcoumaran benzylic ether reductase POP1. The transcript is spliced from 6 exons. Gene Ontology annotation, molecular function: oxidoreductase activity. Lineage: Eukaryota; Viridiplantae; Streptophyta; Magnoliopsida; Cucurbitales; Cucurbitaceae. Bases 339 to 1265 code for a protein of 308 amino acids. The record is from RefSeq and is a predicted model, not a curated record.